Eurytemora carolleeae is the source of this 2055-nucleotide messenger RNA. RefSeq lists its product as uncharacterized. The record is from RefSeq and is a predicted model, not a curated record. Lineage: Eukaryota; Metazoa; Arthropoda; Copepoda; Calanoida; Temoridae. The transcript has 26 exons. Gene Ontology annotation, biological process: proteolysis. Gene Ontology annotation, molecular function: serine-type endopeptidase activity. Bases 100 to 1968 code for a protein of 622 amino acids.
GUGAGUUUCGGAAACUUGAAAACAUUUAUUAGAAGGAGCCUGAGAAUAUCAGGAUGGUUUAGAUUUUAUAAAAAUGGCAUAGUCGGAGAGCAUAGAAAUAUGCUGAACUAUAUUUUUACUCUAAACCUUAUUUUAGCCUGGGUUGGGAAUAGUGGAGCAGAGGUUGUUGUCAGCUAUGGGUCAACCUGUGGUGUUAUUGCAUAUCAGGAGAGUAAAGAAUGUGAAAAAUCUUUGGAAUUACCCAAGGAAAAAGAAAAGAAAAGCCAAACAAGAAUUGUGGGAGGAUGCCCUUCUCCAUUAAUUCCCUGGUUUGCACAAAUCCUAAUAUCUAAUGAUACAUUGAAUGUACGCAGAUGUGGAGGUGCUUAUAUUAACAAGUUCUGGGUGUUAACUGCUGGCCAUUGUUCUUGCAAUUCAAAAUUAAAAUGCACAAAGGACACAAAACUAGGACGCCUGGUCCCAGCAUAUAGUCUAACUAUUAUUAAGGUGUUAAGACCUCAGGCUCAAGAAGACACUAUUCAAUCCUUCUCAUCUGCCAGAGACUUCAGAGUUGUAGAGGUGUUUGUGCAUCCUAAGUUUGAAGAAACAGAAGGUGUAAGAACCCAUGACUUUGCAUUAUGGAGACUGGACUACCCUAUUGCUGAUAAUGCAUAUGGUAUCGGAUUUUCAGAUACCUACAAUCCAGGAGUAAUAAUGCCCAUUUGUCUUCCAUCCAACGCAGAAUUUCAAGAUAUUGAAAAGAGUGUAACCGUAGUUGGUGCAGGUUAUGAAAGGAGUAAUUGUUUCACAACAUCACAAGGACCAGAAACUUUUGAACAAUGUGCUCAAUCUUGGAAGCUUCCGGGAUCAGAUGACAUUGUAAAGUUAAAUCCAAGAGGGGGUGUUCUAGCCAAAGAACAGUGUACAAAAACUCAGCUUCAGCCCAUGAGCUACAAUGCAAUAUGCAAAAACUUCAGAGAUCAGCUAGACAACAUGGGGAAAAAACCAGCUUCACAACAAACUCCGGAAGAACAGGAACUAAAAAAUACCCUAGGAGAUAACCCGGAGGAGGUAGUUCUAGUAGCUCAGGAUGAGCUCAAGAAUAAAACUUCUGGUUUCAAAAAAGUGCAUUGCUUUCUGACUGGUAUGCUUGGAGGUGGAUGGUGUGGUGUGUGUAAGAACACAGCUAAACCAGGUGAGGGUGGAUACUGUAAGGAUGGAGUAGCUGAACCUCUGGAUGACCAAGGAUGGGGGUUCUGUCCACCAGUUUGUGGAACGGUAAAAGAAGCUGCAGUGAAACUAUCUAUGGCUCAUCUUUACACCUUGAACCUGACAAUCUGUAAAGAACUGCUAACACUUAAUGCUACAGAACAAAAUGAGGCUGUCUACAUAGACACUGAUGUCGAGCUUUGUGCAGGACAUUUGUCAGCUGUUAAUUCAUCUGUUGUCAGCUACACACUUAAAGACAACAAAUAUGUUUUUAAACUUGAGAAGAUGGAUCAUGAAGAGUUAAGAUCAUCCCGAACAAAUACAUCUCGGUUUAAAUACAACAACAUGCUGCUGGGUGGAGUAGAUUCAUGCAAUGGCGAUAGUGGAGGUCCUCUCUGGGUAACUGAGAGUGUAUAUCUGAAUGGAAAGAAAGAAAACAGAGCCUAUCUGGUUGGUAUUGUUAGCAGGGGCAGGGACUGUGCUAAUAAGGAUCUGCCAGGUAUCUAUGGGAGAGUAAAGACAGUUCUUGAUUGGAUUAAAGAGACUGCUUCUGCUCCUCAAAAUUAUUCAAAGAAAUCAGAUUUUAUUAAUAACAUUCAAUUGGAGAUUGGAGAAACGAGAUUAAUAACUCCGUUCUGGGAGGAACCACCAGAUAGAUCAGGAAAUAUCAAGAAAAAGAGAAGCAAAAAGAAGAAGAAAAAGAAAUCCAAGAAAAAGAAGAAGAAGAAAAAGAAAAGCAAGAAAAAGAAGAAAUCCAAAAAACAUCAUAAUUCAACAUAAAAUGGGGAUUUUAAGUUGGUUAAAAUAAACAUAUAUUUUUAUAAAGAGAGAUUAUAGUUCUAUAAAAAUAAAAUGCAUUUAGUAUGA